Molecule: messenger RNA, 1976 nt
Organism: Poecilia latipinna (sailfin molly)
Lineage: Eukaryota; Metazoa; Chordata; Actinopteri; Cyprinodontiformes; Poeciliidae
Gene: hnrnpa1b
Product: heterogeneous nuclear ribonucleoprotein A1b
Exons: 10
Coding region: 98-1114 (338 amino acids)
Biological process (GO): mRNA splicing, via spliceosome
Cellular component (GO): catalytic step 2 spliceosome
Molecular function (GO): mRNA 3'-UTR binding
Source: RefSeq, a predicted model, not a curated record
UAUUUAUUGUACUAUCCAGGAGGAGUCGGAUCUCGCCUGACGCAGAUUUCUGCUCUGCGGUUGUUUUACGAGGAGUCUUCAAGGAUAAACCUCCAAGAUGUCAAAAGACGUCCCACGUGAGCCAGAGCAGCUCCGCAAGCUGUUCAUUGGAGGCCUGAGCUUUGAGACGACAGAUGAGAGCCUGCGGGCUCAUUUUGAACAAUGGGGCUCCCUUACAGACUGUGUGGUCAUGAGAGACCCCAACAGCAAGAGGUCCAGGGGUUUUGGCUUUGUUACAUAUUCGUCAGUACAGGAAGUUGAUGCUGCCAUGGCUGCCCGUCCCCACAAAGUGGAUGGAAGGGUCGUGGAGCCUAAGCGUGCAGUUUCUAGAGAGGACUCAAACCGUCCAGGUGCUCAUGUAACGGUGAAGAAAAUCUUUGUGGGAGGCAUCAAAGAAGACACAGAGGAGUCGCACCUUAGGGAUUACUUCCAGCAGUUCGGCAAAAUCGAGGUCAUUGAUAUCAUGACCGACCGCAACACUGGAAAGAAGAGGGGUUUCGCUUUUGUCACAUUUGAUGACCAUGAUUCAGUGGAUAGGAUUGUCAUUCAAAAAUAUCACACUAUCAACUCACACAACUGCGAAGUGAGGAAAGCCCUCACCAAGCAGGAAAUGCAGAGUGUUGGAAUGGGAAUGAGAGGAGGACGCAACAGCGGGGGGAGGCCAUACGAUUAUGACAGAGGCUUCAACCAGGGAGGUAGGGGCAGAUACGGAGAUGGUCCAAAUAACUGGAAUGAUGGUGGUUACGGAGGCGGUCCUGGUGGUCCUGGCGGCUAUAACAACGGCGGCAACAGGGGUUAUAACCAGGGCUAUAACCAGGGUGGUGGUGGAGGUGGCGGCGGAGGCUACGGUGGAAACAGUUAUGACAGCAACGGUUAUGGUAACUGUGGAGGAGGUGGUGGCGGCGGUGGGAGUAACUACAACAACAUGGGCCAUUACGACCCCCAGGCCUCUAACUUUGGCCCAAUGAAGAACAACUUUGGCGGCGGCGGCGGUGGUGGUGGCGGCAGGAGCUUUGGUGGCUACGGAGGUGGCUCUAACAAUCCCGGUGGCUAUGGCCGCCCAGGACGAUUCUAGAAUAAGUGGACUGAGUACUUAGGAGAGGAGAGCAAGGAGAGGAGAGCAAGCGAAGUGACAGGGCAGCUGCAGGUUUACCUCCUAAAUCUGCUCAGCCAAACAGUUGUGGCAGGUUACAGCUGCUACAAGAAGAGAUGUACAGUAGAUAAAUCAUGGAGGGCCUUCAAUUAAACUUUUGUGUCUUCUGUUUUUUUCUUUCAUCAAAAUGUGUUUAUAAAACAUUCCAAUGAGGGUUUUAUGUUUAUCUUUAAGUCUGGCUUUUAUUUGUAACUGCAUCAAAUCAAUCUGAAAUAAAACACCUUUCAGUUUUUUUAAGUCUUGUUAGAUUCUUUAGCGGUUCGGGUAAGGGAGGGUGCAUUAUUAGAUGCAGAGUGGGGAUGAGGACAAUUCUGAAUGUGAGGCAUUUGGGAAGGGAGAAGAUCGCUGUAUCUACCAUUGUGGUUGAGGAGUUGUGGACAGAUGCUAUCAUCAUAAAGAGGCCAUCACUUGGUACAAACUCUGCCCUGAUUUCAACAAAGAUCAUCUGGAGGAUGCUAGCUUACAUGCAAAGUCUGAGGCUAGCCAUGGGAGCAAGCUGAGGGAGAGAAGUAGCAAAGCCAUCGCCAGGAUCAUUGAAGCAGGGGAGAGUGAGAACAUAGUCCUGAGGCUAGCUGACAGCAGCUACCAAAGGGCUUAAAUGCUGACCGUAGGUAAGACCAGACUUCUCAACUACUGCUAGUAAAUCUAACCUUUGACUCGUAGCUGGUAGUCAGUUAUACAGCCAGCAAUGGCGUAAACUUAAGUUCGUAUUUGCUUCAGUGUUGAUGGUAAAAUUGACCUCUGUAAUUGUGAAUGGAGGUCAAAUCUGUUGCAUGCAUUUAUU